AGCGUUAUUCUCAAUCCAUGGUGAAAUUUCUGCAACAUCAAAUGGCCCAAAGAUGAUCCAUACAUAGCAGAGGAACACAGAGCAGCAGAAAUGUCUCCCAAAGUGCCAGGUGGCCAAGGCAAAGGGGAUUAUUCUGCAGUGCAGGUAGCAGUUCGUGUGCGUCCCCUGCUGCCCAAAGAGCUCCUGCACUGCCACGAGAGCUGCAUCACUGUGGACUCUGAACUUUGUCGGGUUACUCUAGGCCAUGACCGACACUUCCUUUGUGACUUUCUGUUCGAGGAAACUUGCUGUCAGGAGGAGGUUUAUUCUGUGUCUGUCCAGCCGCUCAUAGAUGCCUUCUUCCAAGGUUUCAAUGCUACAGUCUUUGCCUAUGGUCAGACGGGCUCAGGCAAGACUUACACCAUUGGAGAGGCUAAUAUUUCUUCCUUUAGAGAUGAGGAGCAGGGUAUCAUUCCCAGGGCUGUUGCAGAUGUCUUCAAGCUGCUAGAUGAAAAUGACCUCACAGACUUCUCGGUCCGAGUCUCCUAUUUGGAGGUCUACAAAGAGGAUUUCAAGGACUUACUGGAGGUGGAGACUGCAAGCAAGGACAUCAACAUCCGGGAGGAUAAGGGCAACAUUGUUUUGUGUGGUGUGAAGGAGUGUGAAGUGGAGGGUCUUGAUGAGGUGCUGAGUUUACUAGAAUCAGGAAACACAGCAAGGCACACCGGUGCAACUCAGAUGAAUCCAAACUCGAGCCGGUCUCACACCAUUUUUACCUUGUACAUGGAUCAGCGUCGGGGAAGUUCACGCCUUUAUGGGACUGCUACAAGUGCUGGACCUCAAAUGUUGUCGUCCAAGUUCCACUUUGUGGACCUGGCUGGCUCAGAGCGCAUCUUAAGGACAGGGAACACUGGAGAGAGACUGAAAGAGAGCAUCCAGAUUAACAGUGGUCUUCUGGCAUUGGGAAAUGUUAUAGGGGCACUGGGUGACCCCAAGAGGAAAGGCUCUCAUAUACCAUAUAGAGAUUCUAAAAUCACAAGGAUCCUAAAAGACUCUUUAGGAGGAAAUUCGAAAACGCUGAUGAUUGCCUGCAUCAGCCCGUCUUCCUCAGACUUUGAUGAGAGUCUAAAUACACUAAACUAUGCCACACGGGCCCGAAACAUUCAGAACCGGGCUACAGUCAACUGCAAGCGAGAGCCAGACAGGGUGGAAGGGCUGGAGCAACAAAUCAAGGCCCUUCGCAGAGCCCUAGAAAACCGGCAGCGUUCAGAGACUCGCAUUAUUGCUCACGCUGAUCCAAACAGGAGACCUCGACUCGGCGAGGGAGAAAUCAGCAGACUGCAAGCUCAGAGUGCCCACUACAGGACUUGCACAGAUACUGCAUACAGGUUGCUGCGGGAGCUGCAGGGUGAAGGGGCACUGACUGCGGAGCAGAGCCUAAGAGUCAAGGAGUGGCUGUGCUCAGUGGAGGAGGAACGAAGCGGAUUGACCACUGCUUCUGGACCAGACAGCGGUAUCGAAAACAUCUCCACUGAGGACAGUGUUGCAUUAAGGAGGGGAAGGCCUUCUGCUGUGGAUGAGAGGUGGAGCCAUGAACAUGAGAAAGAUGGAGAGAAAGAGGACAGUAUUGUCCAGCUUCAAGCCCAGAUCCAGCGGUUAGAGAGCGAGAACACAGACUUCUUAGCAGCUCUGGAGGACGCCAUGGAGCAAUACAAACAGCAGAGUGACAAGCUGCAGGAGCAACAGGACCUGAUAACAGAGCUUCAGUGUCUGCUGUCUACCCCAGGGCUGCUAGGCCUGGGCUUUAACUCAAGGCCACGGCCACACACCGCCCCUAUGAGCUCCAUGCAGUCCAGCCUGAAUGGAGGCUCACACAGACAGUUACAGGUCAGUACAGUGAACUAUCUUCUUAAUGCACCUUGUGGUGAUCAGGAUGCCGGCCUCUAUGAGGAUCAGAUGAUCCCUGGAGGAGCAGAAAUGGAAGACACAGAAGAAGAGGGCAGUCACUCCAACUUCAUCCGGGAUAGACGCAGGCUGGUGAAUUUGACCUGGACCAAGAGGGACAUGCUCUCAGCAGGACUAGCAGCUGGUGGGAGAGUGCUCAUGUCUCACCUGCUUGAGCCAGGCCAGCACCCCAAUUUAGCCAGAAAAGCAUCCAACUCCAGUGUUGGGGAUACAUCUGUGCGUGAAAGUAUGAAAGGUUUUGAAGGCGUUUCAGAGUGGGGUCUUCUUCAGGCACAGCAGAAGAUUCGAGAAUUGUCUGUCACCAUCCGCAUGAAAGAAGAACUCAUCAAGGAGCUGGUCAAAACAGGUAAGGAUGCUCAGGCCCUGAACAAACAGUACAGCCAUAAGAUCACAGCUCUGGAGAGUGAGGCUGUGCAGGCACGGCAGGAGCUGCAAGAGGCCCAACGACAGCUGCAGGAUCUGGAGCGGCAGGAGAGAGAGAUCAGUGCGACAGACAGGACCAGAGCUCAGGAAUGUCGCAGGAAGAUCGCUGCUGCUCAGAGCAAAGUUCAGGUUCUCAGUCAGCGUCAGAGGGAUACUGCUCGUUUAGCUAAUCUGCCCGCACAGAGUGAGCGUCGUGUGCUAGAGUUGGAGCGCAGUGUUUGGUCCAUGAGGCAGCAGCAGGAGCAGCUGCAAAAACGGCUGCGCCAGGAAAGUCAGCAGAAACGACGUCUGGAGACAGAGAUGCAAAGACGAACUCACAGAGUCAAGGAACUUGAGAUAAAGAAUGAGCAGCAGCAAAAGAUCCUGAAGAUCAAGACUGAGGAGAUCGCUGCCUUCCAGAGGCAGAGACGCAGUGGCAGCAACGGCUCUGUCAUCUCAUUAGAAGAGCAACAGAAGAUUGAGGAACAGAAACGCUGGCUGGAUGAGGAGAUGGAGCGUGUGCUGGAACAGAGGAGAGGCCUGGAAGGUCUGGAAGGAGAGCUCACUAAACGGGAGCAAAUCCUGGCCAAGAAAGAAGCCCUGCUACAGGAACGCAGUGGACUGGAGACGAAGAGGCUCCGCUCCAGUCAGGCCCUGAGUAAAGAUCUGGUGAUGCUAACAGGGCGUAUCGAGUCUCUUGAGCAAGAGCUGAGUGAGAGGAACGGUCUCCUUCGCAGCAGCAGUGCUCAGGACUCUCAACAGAUUCGCCAAGAAAUCUCCAACCUGCGUCAAGAGAAAGAUUCACUGCUUAAACAGAGAGUGGAGCUGGAUGAUAAGCUGCGGCAGGGAAAUCUGCUCUUGCCUGAGGAGGAGCGAACCCUUUUCCAGCUGGACGAGGCAAUCGAGGCUCUGGAUGCAGCUAUUGAGUACAAGAAUGAGGCCAUCACUCAGAGACAGAGGCAGCUCAGGGCUUCUGCCAGCAUGCUCUCCCAGUGGGAGAUGAAUCUGAUGGCCAAACUCAGCUACCUGUCUGCCUCUGAGACCAGAGCUCUGCUGUGCAAGUACUUCGACAAGGUGGUGUCUCUGCGUGAAGAAGAGCGUAAGCUACAACUUGCCCUCGCCGAGCUGGAAAUGCAACUAGAUGAGCAGCAGAGGCUGGUGCAGUGGCUGGAGAACGCUCUUGAUCGAACACAACUCGACACGGAUCGCAGGCUCACACAACAGCAGAGGGAACAUGAAAGGAGUGUGCAGCUCUUACUGCAGCAGUGCCGUGAGCAAAUAGAUGAGGGCCUAGCAGGAAGGCUGCGGCAAUACGAGGGAUGGAUUCAUAACCUCAGCAAGGAGCUUAACCACUACAAGGCGGCAAAUCUGGAACUAAGCAACAAAUUGAGAGAGUUCAGUUCAGUCACCCAGCCAAAGGAGUAUGCUAAAGCCAUGCUGUCUGAUGGUAAACCAGCAGGCAUCGGCAGUGUGGAGAGGCUGAGCCGCUGUUCUGAGGACAGCCAAGGAGGCAGAGGAGCGGCGCAUCCUGACAAACCUCUGAGGUCCAGGGAGGAGAUGCGAGAGCUGGUGAACACUCCUCUCCCAUCCACUUGGCGACGCUCUUCUCUCCCCACAGAGGAGCCUGCUGUCAUGGAUGAGCUCUGGCUCGGAGCGCCUGGGGAUGUUCCCGUUAAUCGUGUCAUUCAGACAGGGAUGGGGUCCUUUGGUGGGCAGACAUCCCUGCCUGUAGUUAAAUCUCGCAGAGAGUCCCGCCGCUCCAGCCUCAGCAUCGGAACAAUGAUUUCAAACAAUGCAUUAAUUGACGUGCGGAAGAAUCCUGUCUGAAAAUAUAUCUAGGUAGUGUUUGAUACUGAAAAGCUUUCACAUAGUUUUUCUCUGUGGUUUCAAAAAUAUCUUUGUUGUGUAAUCCAUUUUUAGUUUUUGUUUUUCACUUUUUGUACUUGUAUAUAAAGUUGUAUAUAAAGUUUUUUGUAAUGAACACAGACACCCACUGAUUUUUAUACAAAGUAACGUCACUAAAGUAAAGCUUUUUUCCAUUUCAUACAGUAAUAAAUAUAGAAGGUAAAUGGUCUUACCAAACUUGAAAGUUAAUAAGACAUGAAUCAUUAUUACAAAAUGAGGUUCUUGCUCUCUAAUCAUGUAGUCUUUUGACCUUCUGCAAUAUUUUAUAUUAAAA
Scomber japonicus (chub mackerel) is the source of this 4525-nucleotide messenger RNA. It is a transcript of the gene kif7, whose product is annotated as kinesin family member 7. The record is from RefSeq and is a predicted model, not a curated record. Gene Ontology annotation, biological process: mitotic spindle organization; microtubule-based movement. Lineage: Eukaryota; Metazoa; Chordata; Actinopteri; Scombriformes; Scombridae. The transcript is spliced from 20 exons. Gene Ontology annotation, molecular function: microtubule motor activity; microtubule binding; ATP binding. The coding region runs from base 91 to 4173 and encodes 1360 amino acids.